UGAAAUUUUUACCAACCUAACCAACAAAAAUUAACAGCUGUUAAAUGACAGCUGGUCAGCUUAAAAACUCAUAUAUAAAUAUUCGACAAUUCAUGAGAUUUGUUAUGGCAGUUUUAUCUCUUCUUGACUGAUGCAGGAUAGCUCUUACGUGAAACUUUUAUAAGAUUAUCAAAAAGAACUAGCACUCUGUGCCAUUGAGAAGAAUAAUGUUUUCAGCUUUUAAGCGCUUGGCUGGAAAAUCAGAUGUGCCUGGAAAUGCAUCUCCAAGGCAGGCACAUCAAUCUAUGCCUACGACGUUACAGAGAAAAUUUGCAAAAGGAGUGCAAUAUAAUAUGAAAAUAAUCAUCAAGGGAGACCGUAAUGUAGGGAAGACAUGCUUGUUCCAUAGACUACAGGGUCAAAAAUUUAUAGAGGAAUACAUUCCUACAGAGGAAAUACAAGUAGCUAGUAUUCAAUGGAAUUAUAAAGCGACUGAUGACGUUGUGAAGGUCGAGGUUUGGGACGUCGUUGAUCGUGGAAGACGUCGUAGGAAGCUAGAUGGUUUGAAAAUGGACAAUGCACCUACGGAGAACAUAAUUGAAGAACCAGCAUUAGAUGCUGAGUUCCUAGAUGUUUAUAAAGGCACAAACGGUGUCAUUGUCAUGAUGGACAUCACUAAAACAUGGACCUUUGACUAUGUACAACGCGAACUUCCGAAAAUACCAGAUCACAUACCAGUAAUUGUAUUAGGCAACCAUUGUGAUAUGUCUCAUCAUAGGUCAGUUACUGCGGACCAUGUUACUUAUUUCAUCGACUCCUUACAAGGCAGAAGCGCACAAAUUAGAUACGCAGAAUCGUCAAUGAGAAAUGGAUUUGGUUUAAAGCUUCUGCACAAAUUUUUCAAUCUUCCAUUCCUUCAACUGCAACGCGAAACGCUGGUUAAGCAACUGGAAACAAACGAGGAAGAGACACGCUUAACCGUCCAGGAACUUGAUCUUUUCCAAAACAGUGAUGACGCCGAUUAUAAUAAGUUCCUGGACAAUCUCGUAAAUAGAAGAAGAGCCAUUGCGGAUUCAGUCUCUGCUACUGUUCUUGUACCAAAUGUCACGUCCUCCCUUAGUAGCCACCAUAUUUCACCUUCCAGCAGUUCUGCCAAUAUUAAUAUGCUAGAGGUGAGACGUUCUGCUUCAAUGCCAGGUCCCAUAGGAGGUGGUACUCCAAUUCCAGUGAAGAGUUUAGAUUUAAAGUCUCUACCAAAGAAGGAGAAUCUAUUACCAAAAUCUUCUGAGAAUUCAUCAACAGGAGUGAAAGCCUCCCAAUCGAUAACUGCUCUACAGAAUAUACAAAAUGUUCCAAAGCUGGAAAUUGUUAAACCAGUAGAAUCCGUAACAGAUGUUUUAGAUAGACGGGAUUCUGGAAAUCUAAAACAGCAAUCCUUUAUGUCAAAGAUAUUUGGUAAUAAAAAAGAUGACGAGACAGAGCGGAUACCUGAUGUAGGCGGAGUUAACUUGAACGAACCCAUCAUCAGUGUAGAAGAUUUUGUACCAGACGACGGUAUGUUGGACAGAUCCUUCUUGGAUGAUAAUAAUCAAACACCCAAAAAAACUCAACAUGAGCCAAUUGAUUCAGAAAGUGAUACAGAGACUGGUAAUCCUCUGGUUGCCGGUUUCGAGGAUGACUUGUCAUCAGCUGAUGAGGCACCCACACUGGUCCCACCAAAAUUAGCUGAAAAUCCAUUAAGCAAACAAAAGCACAAGCACGAAUCUCUAGCAGGACCAGAAAUAAACUUCGAAGAAAAGGCUCAGCAGGUCGUUAAGCGUGAUUCAGUGUCGUCCAUCGAACAAGAACUUCAUGUAUCUAAUGAAUUCGAAUCAAACGAUCAGCAAGAUGGAAAUUCAGACGCGUUUGACAGUUGGCUCAGUAGAGAUUCGAAAUGGCGACAGAGUCCAGAAGGUGGUGAGGACAUCAGUAGCACCAGCACAAGGAAAGACCGUUUGGAAUUAAGUGACAAGAGUCUGGAUGUCAGCAUGACAAGUUCCAACGUUCAUCUCGAGUUGUUAGAUAGCACAAGUAUGCGACAAAUGAGUUCUAAUGGUAGUAGCCCAGUAAUGAAAGAGAAAAAGAAGCACAAAGAGAAGAGUGAAGACAAAGAGAAGAGAAAGAAGAAAAAGUCCAAGGACAAAGAGAAGGAUAAGGAAAAGUCUGAGAAAGCAGAGAAAAAGAAGAAGCAACGAUCUUUUAGACGUUCCAGGGAUGAGAAUCGCGAACGAGAUGAACUCGAGGAAUUUUUAAAUGGCUCUGCUACAAGACUUGGCGUUGAUACGGCAUACGAGGCAAUAUAGCCUUACGAUAUGGUCAGAAGCCUGAAGUGGCCCAACUUCAAAUCCACUUCUUUCUCUGACAUUUAAUCAUUGAUUUGCUUCCGGGUGUUUAUUACUCGUUUGGUAGUGAUAAAACGGAUCUAUCGAACAUUACUGAAUUAAUAGGAGACUAUUGUUCAUUGCUAAUCGAAUUGUAGGUAUUAUUAUCAAAGGGGUAUAAUGAUAACUUGAUCUCAAAAUGACGGCACAUUCUUCAAAGUAAAUGAGUUCAAUGAAAAGUCACGGGAAGUCUCGGUAAUGCUAUUUAAAAGAGGCUUGUAUAAUCAAAAGGGCAGUAAUUAUUAACCUAUCGCGUAUUUGAGAAUUUCUAUUUAAAUCACUUGUCGGACUCUCUUUUUCCUAUAUAUCUCUUUGUCGAAAAUCUUAUUCCAUUUGUCAUCUUUGUGUAAGUUAUUAAUCUAAAUGCACCAAGUUUUAUGUCGUUCUAGAAUUAUACAGAAUGUAUCUCUUAAUUGUUUCGGAAACUCCAGAGUCCAUUCAGCGUGUAUUAUCUGUGGCACAUGUCUUAGCUCGAAACGUUCUCUCCUAAAAAAAAUUCAUAAGUGGUAUACCUGAAUGAACAUUUUCUGACAUUUUUUAAUCUUACUAUUUAAAACCACACUACAUAUUAUUAUAUGCUAUCAAUUUGCAUGUGUCAUUCAGCUGUUAAUUGUUUCUGUUGACAAGUAUUUUUUUUUCUUUCCUAUAAAAUCUCUUCAAUCCCGGUGUCGCGUCCUUUAAAAUCUUGACUAUCCUAAUAUUUUAUCGUAACACGCGACGUAACAUUGUAAAUCUCUGUAAGAUUAUUGCAGACUCAUGUUAAUAAAUGUAUAUUGUAUAUAUAAAUGUA
Messenger RNA from Cephus cinctus (wheat stem sawfly), 3189 nucleotides. RefSeq names its product rab-like protein 6. Gene Ontology annotation, cellular component: nucleus; cytosol. NCBI's taxonomy places the organism in Eukaryota, Metazoa, Arthropoda, Insecta, Hymenoptera, Cephidae. The transcript has 6 exons. Bases 207 to 2321 code for a protein of 704 amino acids. Gene Ontology annotation, molecular function: GTP binding; GTPase activity. The record is from RefSeq and is a predicted model, not a curated record.